GGAGUGGGAGUAUUUAGAAGGACACAAGGAUCUCUACAAGGACGUCAUGAUGGACAAUCAGCCGCCCCUCACAUCACCGGAUGGAUCCAGUCAUGGGAACCCACCAGAGAGAUGUCCCCCGUCCUCUGUCCUCUGUAUUCCCGGGAUUCCACACAGGAAGCUCACACCAUCCCUCACCAUCAUCAGGUAGAUGGAUCCAGUCAUGGGAACCCACCAGAGAGAUGUCCCCAUCCUCUGUAUUCCUGGGAUUCCACACAGGAAGGUCACACCAUCCCUCCCCAUCAUCAGAGUGGAAACCUGAGAGAUUAUAAAACUGAGGUUAAACAAGAGAUAAAAGAAGAGGAUGAGGAUGGGGAACCCACCAGAGAGAUGUGCCUGUCCUCUGUAUUCCCGGGAUUCCACACAGGAAGGUCACACCAUCCCUCACCAUCAUCAGGUCGAUGGAUCCAGUCAUGGGAACCCACCAGAGAUGUUCCCGUCCUCUGUAUUCCCGGGAUUCCACACAGGAAGGUCACACCAUUCCUCACCAUCAUCAGGUAGAUGGAUCCAGUAAUGGGAACCCACCAGAGAGAUGUCCCUGUCCUCUGUAUUCCCGGGAUUCCACACAGGAAGGUCACACCAUUCCUCACCAUCAUCAGGUCGGUGGAGUUGAGGGUCUGGAACAUAAAAUCACCGGGUAAGAGGAGACUUUAUUGGAGGAGUGGGAGUAUUUAGAAGGACACAAGGAUCUCUACAAGGACGUCAUGAUGGACAAUCAGCCGCCCCUCACAUCACCGGAUGGAUCCAGUCAUGGGAACCCACCAGAGAGAUGUCCCCGUCCUCUGUAUUCCCGGGAUUCCACACAGGAAUGUCACACCAUCCCUCACCAUCAUCAGGUAGAUGGAUCCAGUCAUGGGAACCCACCAGAGAGAUGUCCCCAUCCUCUGUAUUCCCGGGAUUCCACACAGGAAGGUCACACCAUCCCUCACCAUCAUCAGGGUGAAGAUCUGAUGAAGAUGAAAGUUGAGGGUGAAGUAGAAGAGACGUAUGUGAGGGAUGAUCAGCAAUAUACGGAGGAGGCUGGAAUGACGAGGACAUUCAAAGAGGAGGACACUCCUACAGAGAUCAGCACAGGUGAGACACAAUAUACUCUUCUGUUAUCUCUGCUUUGCACUGAUUGGUCCAGAGUAGGGUGAGAGAUGAGUGACAUUAUAGGUUGGUAAUAGUCACCUCCUUGUACUGAUGCCCAUCCUGCACGAUAGAUCUUCUUUUCUCUCAGAUAAACCCUCUUAUCUGUG
Messenger RNA from Staurois parvus, 1277 nucleotides. The record is from the annotation of a GenBank genome assembly. Lineage: Eukaryota; Metazoa; Chordata; Amphibia; Anura; Ranidae.